AUGCUUUUGAAGGUGGGUUAGUUGUCAAACUUUCUGCUUGAAACAGAAUUUGAGGUUUUCCUGCCACUUCUCGUCGUUCUCAUCGGCCUUUUUUCGCCGAUCGAAGCUUGGUCACCGGAAUAUUUCCUUCGGCCUUGCGGUGAAUUUAAGCCGUGCCUUGAAAUGUACGAAUGCGUUAACAAUUAUUGCCAUCGUCAAUAAGCUUCACCUUGGAAACAAUUUUGUUCAAUAAACUUUUCCGGUCAAUUGUAUUGAUAAACACACUGAGCUGAAGAAUUUCGCUCCUUCAUAGUAAAAAGACGUGUCAUUUUUAUCUCUGAGAUUCGAAAACGAUACGCCUGGGCUUUCUGGCUCGACGCUCUUCAAUGCUUACUUGUUCUGCUUUGCGAAAGCCGUUUCGUGGUCGGACGAGCCUUUCUAAGGUUUUCUAUGAACUAUGACAGUCUCGUAGUAGCUCUUAUUUCUUAAGCUAUCUAUUACUUUUCGUACACUAUAUUUUUACCUCAGUUAUAGGAUUACCUCCACACUUUUUCAUGUUUCCGCGCGCAAGUCGCAUUAUGGUCGGGCAAGUUUCCUCCAAUGUAACUUGCUGGCAAUGUCAGCCUCUUGAUAGUCGUUCCAUGGCAAGCCAUUCGCCAUGCGAAAAUUGUAAAUUAAGUAUGCCCAAACAAGCUAUAACUUUGGGAUGGGAACGAACAAAAUCGCUCAAAGAUUCCCAUAUGAUAGUUAACUUCCAAAUCAGUUUUUGAGAUCCCGAUGUGUUUAAAUAACCGAGAAACCCGUGAAAAAUCACUUCUCAACGAGCCAAAUGUUACUGAAGGUUAGUUUUUUUCUCCUGUUUCCAACUCAAAUUCGAAUUUUGAGGCAUUUCUCCUUCUCCUAGCCGUUCUCCUCGGCUUUUUCUUACCGACCGGUGCUUGGACGUUUCCGCGAAGACGUUUCGUUGCGCAAUGCAAUGCUACGAAACCAUGCCAUCCAUCGAAAGAAUGUGUUAA
Caenorhabditis auriculariae is the source of this 995-nucleotide messenger RNA. Lineage: Eukaryota; Metazoa; Nematoda; Chromadorea; Rhabditida; Rhabditidae. The record is from the annotation of a GenBank genome assembly.